Messenger RNA from Anopheles maculipalpis, 1596 nucleotides. Its product is annotated as synaptic vesicle glycoprotein 2B-like. NCBI's taxonomy places the organism in Eukaryota, Metazoa, Arthropoda, Insecta, Diptera, Culicidae. Gene Ontology annotation, molecular function: transmembrane transporter activity. Bases 58 to 1596 code for a protein of 512 amino acids. The transcript is spliced from 4 exons. The record is from RefSeq and is a predicted model, not a curated record. Gene Ontology annotation, cellular component: membrane. Gene Ontology annotation, biological process: transmembrane transport.
CCAGAACCCAAGGAUGUCACAUAUCAACGUCCGGUAAAACUCGACGAUGCUCUCUUGAUGACCAAAUUUGGCAUCUACAAUCUGUGUCUGAUAUCGAUUUCUGGAACUAUCCUCGCGGCCGUGCUACUAGAAACGUUGGGCAUCAGCUAUGUGUUGCCGGUAGCAGAGUGCGACUUGCUGCUAACCACGAAAGAGAAGGGUGUCCUGAGUGCAAUCUCGUUCGCCGGCAUCAUCAGCAGUUCCCAUCUGUGGGGCUUCCUGGCCGAUACGAGAGGUAGAAGAACGGUCAUACUGCCGACAUUGUUUCUUGCAUUUGUAUCUACCGUGCUGUCAAGCUUUACGACCAACUUUUGGUUAAUUACGCUUACCCGGUUCUUCACUGGAUUUUUCAUUUCCGGCUCGUCAGCUACGAUCUACGCAUAUCUAGGAGAAUUUCAUGCCAAAUCAAACAGUUCCCGUGCCAUUAUGGGAGCUUCAUUUGUGUUUGGCGUGGGAUGCAUUCUUCUGCCACUGAUCGCGUGGUCCGUUAUAAACCAGGAGUGGGAAUUCACGAUACCACUGCUCAACAUCGUUUAUCGGCCUUGGCGAUUGUUUAUGGUGGUUUGUGGAUUGCCGAGUCUCGUGUGUGGCAUAGCGUUGCUGUACUUCCCGGAAAGUCCCAAAUUUCUGUUCUCCAGAGGUCACGAACAGGAAACUAUCGAGAUCGUGCACAAGAUGUACCGCUGGAACACUGGUGGCAAAGGUGCGAGGCUGGAGCUUAGCUCUCUGCUCCAGGAAACUGAGGCACAGCAAACUAAAAUCCGUCGUGAAGAAGUGGCCAACAGUAAGAGCGUUCUUCGGUUGCUGAAACAAAUGUGGCAACAGACGGCACCGCUGUUUAUGGGGACAUACCGCAAGCGCACCACGAUCAUCUGUGUGCUGCAGUUUGGCAUUUAUCUAACAUCGAACGGGAUGUACAUGUUCUUCCCUGACAUUUUGAACCGUAUUGCUGAGCUGGAGGAUCAGGGAGUGGUCCGAACGACCGUUUGUCAAGCGGUCUAUAGUACGCAGGUGGAUCUCAGUGUGCUACAGUUGCCGGAAGUGAAUGCAACGGUACUGCCGGAAGUGUGCCAUCAAAAGCUGGACAUUUCUGCCUACGAGCAUUCGUUUGUGCUGGAAACUAUAUACGCGCUUGGAUUUGCGGUGAUCGGUCUUAUUAUCAAUGCAGUGGGCAAGCUGCCCAUCCUGGUGUUCAUAUUUGGCUUUUGUGGAAUUUGUGGGAUAUUGAUCGUGUUCAUCGAUUUACCGCUUCUGGCCAUCUGGUUCUACGUGAUACUGUUAACGUGCGGGUUUUGCAUCAGCGUCGUAAAUGCCUGCACGGUGGAUUUGUUCCCGACCAACUUGCGUGCCAUGGCUGUUUGCAUCUCGCUAAUGUUCGGAAGAUUGGGAAGCGUGGUCGGCGCAAACAUUGUUGGCGUAUUGCUGGAUUCACAGUGCGAGCUAACGUUCUGGAUUUCCGGCGUUUCACUCAUCGCUUGCGGAGUGUUGUCCUUCUUCAUACCGAACAUUUACAAGCGCAAUGCGACGGAAGACAGAUUCAGCAUAUCAUCACGGUGA